This is a messenger RNA of Diplodia corticola, 1401 nucleotides long. RefSeq names its product tfiih and nucleotide excision repair factor 3 complexes subunit. Gene Ontology annotation, cellular component: transcription factor TFIIH core complex; transcription factor TFIIH holo complex. NCBI's taxonomy places the organism in Eukaryota, Fungi, Ascomycota, Dothideomycetes, Botryosphaeriales, Botryosphaeriaceae. Bases 1 to 1401 code for a protein of 466 amino acids. The record is from RefSeq and is a predicted model, not a curated record. The transcript is spliced from 4 exons. Gene Ontology annotation, biological process: nucleotide-excision repair. Gene Ontology annotation, molecular function: ATPase activator activity; double-stranded DNA binding.
AUGUCGGCCUCCUCGUCCCAGGCUCUCGACUACCUCGAGGGCCUGUCCGGCGCCAUCCACAAGCGCCUGUACCAGCAGCCCUCGGCCGUCCUGGCCGUCUUUCGCCGCAUGCUGCCCCACCUGGCGAAAACGAUAGUCAUGGCGAUGCUCUACAUGACCGGUCCGCUCCCAGCCGCGGAGCUCGAGACAUGGAUACGCGAUGAUUCGAACGGAGAAAAGGACAAAGCUAUCUCUGUGCUCGAGAGCCUCCACAUCAUCACCCAAGCGCAAGAGACCAAGGGGCAGCGCGCCUAUCGGCUCGCCAGCGGCUUCCAGAACUCUCUCAGGCAGGCUCUCACCGGCGGAGGCAACCACCGGUCUUUUGGCGUGCCAUGCGUGGAAACGGGCUCGAAGCGCGUUUCGAUAGAAGUGCUCGACGAGUUUGCGAGAGGGCAGUGGGAGGCUAUAUUACACUACAUGGUCGGCAGCACAGGCUCGAUGCUGGGAGGCGGAUCGGAAAUCAGUCCUGCGUCAAAGACGCUGCUGGACCUGGGGCAUUUCAUUGAGUCAAGAGGAGGACGGACGAGCAUUACGCAAGCGGGCUUCUCGUUCUUGCUGCAGGAAGUGAAUGCCCAAGUCUGGAGUCUGCUGAUUGUCUACCUUGAAAAUGCGCAUAAGCUCAAAAUGGACAAUGUCGAUGUUCUAUCCUUCCUCUUCAUGCUAGGCAGUCUCGACCUCGGACAAGACUACAGUACCGACAGUCUGACGGCAACCCAACUCCAAAUGCUCGACGACCUCAACGACUUCGGCAUCGUCUACCGCGCCUCGUCCAGGUCCUCCCGCUUCUACCCCACCCGCCUCGCCACGACCCUGACCUCGGACGCCGCUGCCCUCAACAACACCGACUCCUUCUCCAGCGCCCUCAACAGCACCUCCACCGCGGGCACCAAAGGCUACAUCAUCAUCGAGACCAACUACCGCCUCUACGCCUACACGAGCAGCGAGCUGCAGAUCGCGGUGCUGGGCCUCUUCACCGAGCUCGAGACGCGCUUCCCCAACCUGGUCUCGGGCAAGCUGACCAAGGAAUCCAUCCAGCGCGCCAUCAACCUCGGCAUCACGUCGGACCAGAUCAUCUCCUACCUCGACACGUACGCCCACCCCCAGAUGCAGCGCAAGAACCCCGUCCUGCCGCCCACCGUCGUCGACCAGAUCCGCCUAUGGCAGAUCGAGGGCGACCGCAUGCGCGCCACCGAGGGUUUCCUGUUCAAGGACUUCAAGGACUACGAGGAGUUCCGCGACCUCAAGGAAUACGCCGGCCACAUCGGCGUGCUGAUCUGGAGCAACGACGCGAGGCGUCUCAUGUUCUUGACUCGCGUGGAGCAGAUUUCGCAGUAUAUCAAGAAUCGGCAGAAGAGGGCGUGA